AUGUUGAUUAAAAAGGUACUAUGGCUGGUGGUGACAGGCAUUUGUGGGGUUGUCACUUCCCAUGGAGAUAUACAUAUGGGGAUGGAGAUGGGUCAUCAAUCUGAUUCUAGAAACACUAGUGAACUGAUUCCAGUACCCCAUGAGGGCGGCCAUAUGCAUGGGUUACCCAUUUUAGAGACAUCGUUAACACCAGCGGAAAAAAAAUAUUGGGAGGCCUAUAAUACUACGACAUACUUUUCCAGCAUACAAGCAAUUCAUUCAUCAGGGUUGGUUUAUCAUAUGGGUGGGAUUUUUAUAGUUACCGUAUUCACAUAUCCUAUUUGUCUGGUUCUAGCUAAUGUGAAGUCGCAGUGGUAUUUGCCAAUGCUAUGCUUAAAUUAUUUGGUUUUAGGGACGGCCAUAGUCGGAUUAUCGGGCUUCAGCGCUUCAUUUCCGGAGACGUUAUAUCCAGGCAAUAUCUAUGGGAAAAUGACGUUGAUACUAAUUCUACUAUCAAUUGUACAAGGGAGCGCUGCUGUUGUGGUAAGGGCAGCCGAGUGGAUGACUGGCGAGACAAACUCUGAUGAAUAUACUAGUAGCGGGCGCGAUGGAUUUAUUCCACUGUCUGACUUGCAAGGUAGUAAUAGCAGUGAAGGGAAAUUUCACCCCUCAUCGCCCCAGCAUGCGUCGAUUACUGGAUCAUCUGCGACUGCAGUCUCGAACAAUCAAUUUAAUGGGCGUCGAGAUGAUGAUGACGGGUCCUCAACCAGUGUCUCCUUUGACAUCGAUGAGAGUUUUACACGGGACAUUGAACAAGCACCACCAGCUGAAGAAGAUGGCGGCAGGUUUUCUCUACGAUACAAGUCCAGUCUUGCAAUGCGUAGGGACACAUAUUUAUCAGAAUUGCUCGCACAUCCAACGUUACAACAGAUAUCGAUGAGGUUUGGGCACAUAUUCAGACUAGUGUUCCGGAUCACCAACCUGCCAAUGCUAUUGUACCUACUUGUGUAUAUGACUGUCGGGGUCGCGGUUGGAAAUCUUCUGGGCCAAGAUAGGCGGAUAUUUAACCUGCUAGCUCACUGGAUCAAAGGUGGUGUUUUCAUACUGCUAGGACUUAUUUCUCUAGCUCGAUACAGCGGAGCGUGGAGCAGCUAUGGCUGGGCAUGGAACAAAACAUUAUACCUAAAAAGUGAUAACACAGAUAAUACCAGUUUAGGAUACCGUUUCUUCACACCUCGUGGGACAAUUACCAUGGAAGCUGUUGAAUCAUUCCUAAUUUUCUUUUACGGUUCAACCAAUAUCUUUCUAGAGCGCCUCGCCAAUCCACAUGGGAAGUGGGCAGCAAAGGACUUGCAACAUGUCUCUAUAGCAUUCAUGUUUAUCGGAUCAGGGUUAUGCGGUCUUAUUGCUGAACAUAGACUAAAUGACUGGCGUUGGAAACACGCAAUGAAAACCACCACUGACACCCCCGAGAGUGCUGUACUAGCCUGUUCACCAGGCUACUCCCCUAACCCAUUUCCAGCAUUCACCAUCUUCUGGACGGGCAUUCUAAUGUCCCAACAUGCUCAGGCUUCCAAAACAUCCACCGCAAUACACGUCCAAUGGGGGUACUUACUGUCAUAUGGAUCCUUUUUUAGAAUUAUUACCUUUAUCUUAUUAAUGUUGGUCCCGAAUAAAAACCUCGCUCCUUCACACCCCUUCACCGAGCUUAUAGCCUCGUUCUGCCUGAUCUGCGGCGGACUAAUCUUUAUGGAAUCUACAGAUCAAGUUGUAGAAGCCAUUGAGUACAGAGGCUUAACCCCUAUGUUCACCUUAAAUAUUAGUAUCGGCAUCGUACUAUUGGCUAUGGCCUGGGAAAUGAUGCUCUUUAUGUGGCGCGAUUCGUUACGUAGCAACACUCUAAACUACAAAUGA
This is a messenger RNA of Eremothecium cymbalariae DBVPG#7215, 1893 nucleotides long. It is a transcript of the gene TVS1, whose product is annotated as Tvs1p. The transcript has a single exon. NCBI's taxonomy places the organism in Eukaryota, Fungi, Ascomycota, Saccharomycetes, Saccharomycetales, Saccharomycetaceae. Bases 1 to 1893 code for a protein of 630 amino acids. The record is from RefSeq and is a predicted model, not a curated record.